AAACGCCAUUUUGCUGUUGGACAGGUCCAUUGAAGAAGCGUCUAGAAUCAUCAUCAAGGUCGGCCAAGAUGGGACUUUCUUUCAGUAAUCUUUUAAGCAAAUUGUUUGGCAAGAAGGAAAUGAGAAUCCUGAUGGUGGGACUGGAUGCCGCUGGAAAGACCACCAUACUGUACAAGCUCAAACUGGGAGAGAUUGUCACAACAAUCCCCACCAUUGGUUUUAAUGUUGAGACGGUAGAGUACAAGAACAUCAGUUUCACGGUGUGGGAUGUGGGCGGUCAGGACAAGAUCAGACCACUCUGGAGGCAUUACUUCCAAAACACACAAGGCCUCAUCUUUGUAGUGGACAGUAACGACAGGGAACGAGUCGGGGAGGCAAAGGACGAGCUGAUGCGAAUGCUGUCUGAGGAUGAGCUGAGGGAUUGCGUGGUACUAGUGUUUGCUAACAAACAGGAUCUGCCCAAUGCCAUGAAUGCAGCAGAGAUCACAGACAAGCUGCAGCUGCAGACUCUCAACAGACGAAACUGGUAUAUCCAGGCCACAUGCGCCACCAGUGGAGAUGGUCUCUACGAGGGUCUCGACUGGCUUUCAAACCAGCUAAAGAACACAAAGUGAUUCAUCAUGUCACCUCGCUACUGUCAUCUCUGGGACUGUACUGGUCCUGGUCCCAUUCUUUAUGUUUUCCUCUCUUUCAUCUGAAGCGUUGGACCAGUUGGCCAGUGCUCCUCUGCAUCUGUUCACUGUAUGAGUGUUUGGAUUAGUAUUUUGGAUAGAUGAGUGUGUGUUGAGUGGAAGCAGUCCUGCUGUGCCUUGAACACAGUUAUGUCUCAAACACCUCAUCCCUCCACGAUCACAGUCCAAAGGGACUUUUCCCCACAGACUACAGGCUCAGACCAGUUCCUUUAGGUUUGGUUGAGUUGAGUGCGGACUGUGUGGGAUUUGUAGUCUUUUCGAGGGGUGAGGCCUUUUUAGAGGUGCUCCCACUCUGACUUUUUAUUUUAUUUUUUAUUACAGAUGGUCUUAUUUCUCUUGUAUUUAGAUCUUUGGGUUUUCGUCUGUUUUCUUUUUAUCAUGAUUUUUUAGUAUUCUUUCAUCGCCCGCAUGACCUGGUUAGUUACGCAUGACCUUAUGUGCAAGGUGUGCAGUCUUGACCUUGACUUUAAAUUGCUCCUGGGACCAAAUUAGUGAGAGUCAGAAAAGGGCUUCUUGUGUUUGCUUCAGUUCAUGAUCGCCCCCUUCACGUGAUUCCAGAGGAUAAACCUUUUCUUGAUCAAAAACUCAGCACUGCGAUACAUGGUACAAUUUAAUUACUCGUUUGCUCUGGACUAUCGAUACUGUAAAUGCUUCCUCAAUGCUUCAGGCUUUAUGGCGUUUUUCCUGCAUGUAGCCAGGACCAAGCUCCUGGAAGUUGACUAUGUUAAUUCCCUCUGAUGCCAUUUGCACAAUCUCAUAAGCUAGCACAACACAGGCUUAUGUGAAGACAGUGGAUUAGCCAUCAGCCAUAGCAAUGAACCCAUAGACAAUAAUAUGUCGCAUUGCUCUACACCAGCAGACCGCUAAAACAUGCAAGUAGGCAUGUUGCACCAGUUAACUUCACAGCAGAAUAUUUUUUCCACGCGUACUACGUCUCAAAGGCUCCAACCAGUAAUUAACUUUGAACUCUGCACACCCCUCACUUACAACAUUCAUUUCCAUUUUUUUUGUUUUUCUGUAAUUGGACGUUUCCGUUCUUUCCCUCCAUGAAUUAUUCUUUUGGGCUCUCCCCGGUAUGGUAUGAUAUGGUAUUUCCUUAACAUCUGCACGGUUCGUAGGAUAAGUGACAUGAUUUGAUAUACAGCAUCAAAUAUAAAUGUAUAUAUAAUUUUCAGUGAGAAAAUGUAUUCUAACUUGAAGUCAUCCUCAUACCCUUGUUCAAACGUGAAGCUUUAAUUUUCAACAUUGUUUCUGUACAAAUGACAAGGUAUGUGCAUAUGUAAUUCUUAAUUAUUCUUUAUGCUUUUUUAAUCUCAUCGUGUGACAUCUGAUAAAUGCACUAUAAUAAAGAGAUCUCUAUUGUACACGUCA
Molecule: messenger RNA, 2063 nt
Organism: Notolabrus celidotus (New Zealand spotty)
Lineage: Eukaryota; Metazoa; Chordata; Actinopteri; Labriformes; Labridae
Gene: arf2a
Product: ADP-ribosylation factor 2a
Exons: 5
Coding region: 69-614 (181 amino acids)
Biological process (GO): vesicle-mediated transport; intracellular protein transport
Cellular component (GO): cytoplasm; plasma membrane
Molecular function (GO): GTPase activity; GTP binding
Source: RefSeq, a predicted model, not a curated record